Messenger RNA from Dendrobium catenatum, 2094 nucleotides. Its product is annotated as protein indeterminate-domain 7. Gene Ontology annotation, molecular function: DNA-binding transcription factor activity. NCBI's taxonomy places the organism in Eukaryota, Viridiplantae, Streptophyta, Magnoliopsida, Asparagales, Orchidaceae. The transcript is spliced from 3 exons. Gene Ontology annotation, cellular component: nucleus. The coding region runs from base 638 to 1894 and encodes 418 amino acids. The record is from RefSeq and is a predicted model, not a curated record.
CAAGAUAACAUGCUUGCUUUCUUCUCUCGUCUUAAUACACACUUCUCUCUCUCUCUCCUCUCUCCUCUCUUUCUCUCUCUUCUCACAAAGUCACAUCCAUUUGUUUCCUUGCUCUUCUUCCUGACCUCCAUUGCUCGGCAUAUUAGCUUCUAGCUUUACUCAGAAACAAAAAAAUCAAAGUCAUCUUUCUAGUAGUUUUUCCUUUUUUUUCCUCCUCUUUCGCAUAUGUAGUUUUUCAUAUUUUCUGAUAUGCAGGAGGAGAAUUUGUACAAGUUUUUUCUCUGGUAGAAAACCACAUAGUAUUAUCGAUCAAAGCCUUUGCUCCACAAACUUUUUUUUUUCUUUUUCUUUCUUGUUAGAUUCAUCUAUAGUUUUGAACAUCUAAUCAGCUUCUUCCAUUUUACAUUUCAUCUACCAAAAGAAAAAAAAAUCAGAAUACUUUUAUACUUCUUCUUUUGUAAUACAGAUGAAAUCCAGGCAAUUUUGCGUUUGCUCUACUUAACUUUGAAGUCCUGAUCUUCCUAAUAUAAGUAGACUUAUUAGUCAUAAAUAAUCAUAUAAUUCUCUCUCAAUCUCAAGAUCUACUUCUCUCUCUAUCUCUUUCUCUUUCAAACUUGAAUCAGAAACAGACGCAAAGAUGAACGGAUUCACAGUCCCACUGCAUCAGCAACUGAUGGAAGAAAACAUGUCGAAUCUUACAUCUGCGUCCGGCGAUGCCAGCUUCUCUUCAAACCCUAGCCCGAUUAAUCCACAGGCAGCAAAGAAGAAGCGAAAUCUCCCGGGAAAUCCAGAUCCUGAAGCCGAGGUGAUAGCUCUAUCACCCAAGACUCUCAUGGCAACAAACCGCUUCGUGUGCGAGAUCUGUAACAAAGGAUUUCAGAGAGAUCAGAACCUGCAGCUUCACAGGCGAGGCCAUAACCUGCCAUGGAAACUGAAGCAGAGGAGCAACAAGGAGGUGAGGAAGAAGGUCUAUAUCUGCCCUGAGGUCUCGUGCGUCCACCAUGAUCCGACGCGAGCGCUCGGAGACCUGACUGGUAUUAAGAAGCAUUUCAGCAGGAAGCAUGGCGAGAAGAAGUGGAAGUGUGAGAAAUGUUCUAAGAAGUAUGCGGUUCAGUCUGACUGGAAGGCUCAUUCCAAGAUCUGUGGAACGAGAGAGUAUAGAUGCGAUUGUGGUACACUCUUCUCAAGGAGGGAUAGCUUUAUCACACACAGAGCCUUUUGCGACGCAUUAGCAGAAGAAAGCGCAAGAAAUAUGUCAGCAAUGAAUCCAUUGACCAAUCCUCUUCUCUUCCACCCACCUCCUCCCCCUUCCUUUGAUCCCUCCUCUAUCCCACUUCAAACUCAUUUCCCUCAUCUCAUUAGAACAAUAGCCAACGAAACCUACCAAACCAACACUUGCAACAAUAAUAGCAUGAACAAUAAUCACACACUUCAAGACCUCACUCUCAAAACAGAACAGCAGCAGCAUCAAGACUUCAGCUUAAGGCCAGAUAUUCCAUCUUGGCUUUCCACCACUACCACUUCAUCACUCUACUCUCCAGUUCUUGAACAAGACCAUUUCAUUCAUGAGAGCCACCAGUCUCUUCCUCCUCCACAGUCGCAUAUCUCGGCAACCGCUCUGCUCCAGAAAGCAGCUCAGAUGGGCUCGACAAUGAGCCGGCCUUCGCCAAUUCACUCGCAGAUGGCUGGACACAGCAAUGGCGGCCUUGUUCUACCUUCUUCUCCCGUAGAAAAAGGUUUUAUCAACGGGUCAACGGCUUCAAACCAUUUCCUUCAGAUGAUGAAUUCAUUCACACAGGGUAAUGGAUUUAGAGAGAAUGAUGGAAGACUUGAGGAAGGUGGAAAUGGUGGAGUUGGCGGAGGGAGGAAGUUGCAUGAGUUCUUCAUCAUAUGAGUAGAAUGGUAAUAAGAAGCCAUGGAAUACUGGUAAUUAACUAGAAUCUGUUAUCAGGAAACUGGUAUUAAUGCUUAUAUAGUUUCUAUGUCUUUUCUGUAAGAGACAUAUUAUUAUAUGAACUUUUGUUUGCUAAAGUAGACACUCUUUUGUACUAAGUGUACACAAUAAUGGAGCAAUUUUACUAUUUUCAACUUGCA